GAUUGUGGAAGAACUGACCUGGGCACGGACGAGGCCAGUCGAGCUCAUCGAUGCCUUGCGAGAGCGGCUGAAGCACUACAAGGGCAAGGAUUGCUAUCCACCAGAGCGUGCAGGUCAGUGCGUGGUGACCAAGGAAGGCGCUGCCGUCGUCCGAGAAGCCAUCGACUAUGUGACAAGCUUGGAAACCUUGGGGGGUGUUGGGACGGCUUCGCAACCAGGCCUGGCGAUGGCCGGUGAAGAUCACGUCCAUGAUAUUGGCCAGACAGGAACGGCCUCGCACACCUCCUCCGAUGGCACGAACGCUGCAGACCGUGCCCGCCGCUACGGAAACUUCGAACUCUUCGGGGAGUGUCUAUGGUACGGGUCGGAUCGUGCCGACGCCCGCUGCGUGGUCUUGGACCUCAUCAUCGACGAUGGCGUGCCAAGCCGAGGUCAUCGACUCGGCGUUCUCGACCCGCGCUACGACACAGUGGGCGUAUCAUAUGGGUCGCACUGCACAUUCGGCCGUUUGGCCGCUCUGGAGUUCGCCCGCGGCUGGGAGCCGGAUGAGCUAGCCAUGAGCGAUCGGCGGAAAGCCGGGCCUCAUCGAAUCAGCCCGGAGGUCAUGGCAGCUGCGAAGGCGAAGGCGGAGACUGCCUGGAGCCUGGGGAGCUGCCCUGUCUGCGGGGAGCCGAUCAAGGGCGGCAAGGUUACGGAACUUGCCGAGAUGGGUAAGCUGCACGCAGCUUGCUUCAAGUGCAGCAACGCCGGCUGCGGCUGUGCCCUUGCCGGGGUGCCCUACAAGGUUCAAGACAAGGCGCUCUACUGCAAGACCUGCUUCUACGAGAAGUUUGGUGAGAAAUGCAAGGCCUGUGGCAAAGUCAUCAUGGGCACCAUGGUGUCUUGUUCCCUUGGCAAGCUGCACUUGGAGUGUCUGAUCUGCAGCACCUGCCAGAAGUCCAUCGGCAAGGCAUCCUUCUCGACCUCGGAUGGCAUCAUCCGCUGUCAGGCCUGCGCCGCCGCCGCUGAGGCCGCUGCGUCUGCGGCCGCAGCGCCUGAGAAGCGGGGCAAGGGAGCCCUGGCAAGCGCAGGCUCGGCGAUUGCAGGCCCCAAGGCGAAAGCCAAGACAAAGGCCAAGGCGAAGCCAGCAGCGGCCAAAGUCUCCAUGAGCAAG
Molecule: messenger RNA, 1153 nt
Organism: Symbiodinium sp. CCMP2592
Lineage: Eukaryota; Dinophyceae; Suessiales; Symbiodiniaceae
Source: the annotation of a GenBank genome assembly